UGAGCAGGUUAAACAACAUAAUUUCUGUUGGCGAUAUAGAUGGCCAGAUAAGAAACAUGGAACACAAGAUCCAGCAUGAAACUCUGGAUCUAAAGGAAGAAAAGCAAUUGAUACGCCAAAUCAAACAAUUGAAGCAGAAUCGUGAGGAGCUGUCUUCUAAUAUGGGAAAGCAGGAUCAAUCACAGCAAUCUCUAGAUAACAAAGACAGUAUUGGAGAGCACUCUAAGCAUUUACAGCUUUUGAAGAAGGAAAUGGAAUUGCUUAAAAAUAAUGUUCAGAAGUCUGAAGCAGCAACUAAAGCUGCAAGGAAGAAAAGUGAUGAUGAAAACAAUAAAAUGAGUGAGGUGCUAGCUCGGUAUAGGGCUGCUGAUGACAUUCGUCAAGAGACAUAUGCUAAGUUACAUGCUUUGAAAAAACAAUUGCACGAGAAGAGCAAAUAUUUUUGGGAAUACAAAAAUGCUGCAAAGAAAGCGCAGGAACUAGCAGCAAAAGGGAAGAGAGAGGAACUGCAACGCAUCUGUGUUGAUGAGGCUGAGCGAAUACGGGAGCUGUGGGGAAAAAACGAUGAGUUCAGAAGGGACUAUGCCCGGUGCAACACCAGGAGCACACUGUGGAGACUGCAAACCCUGGAUGGCCGAUCACUUGGUCAGGAUGAAGAGCCACCUGUAAUUCCUAAUGCCUUCGCUGAAAGAGCUUCCAGAAAUAAUUCUUUAGCCGUGGUGUCGCAGUCAACUCUGGAACAAGAAAAGAAGUCAAUAUCAACAGAAUCUGUUAAUAUAAAGAAUGAGCCCGUUUCAAAGGACGUGGUUCAAAGAACUGAAAUAAGUCAAACAACUAAAGCUAAAAAGCCUGCAAAACCUGCUCCCUUGGAGAAGCCAAUGGUUGCGCGUUGGGGGGAUGAGUCUGAUGAAGAUACGAGAGAAGAACCUGUGAGGACAAAGGAGGAAGAGGAGCUGAUCUUAAAGGCCGAAAAGGCGAGGAAGGAAGAGGAAGCAGCAAAGUUGAAGGAAAUGCGGAGGCUAGAGGAGAUUGAGAAAGCUAAGGAGGCAAUGGAAAGGAAAAAGCGUAAUGCAGAGAAGGCUAUACAAAGGGCUGCCUUAAAGGCACAAAAAGAAGCUGAGGAGAGAGAGAAGAAGAGGGAGAAGAGAGCAAAGAAGAAGGAAAGAAGAACUUCAGCUUCUGCUGACACUGCAGACAAUACACAACAAGAAUGUGCUCCUAGCUUAGAAACUCAAACAACAAUUACAGAAGAAUGUGAUCAGAGUGAGAAACCAGCUGAGAUAACAAGAAGGCCGCAGAAACCAUCUCAUUUCACGAGGCUGACCAAGAUAAAAUCUUCCUUGCCGAUGCCUCUCCGCAACCGGGGGAGGAGACGAAUUCAACCAUGGAUGUGGGUUCUAAUUGCAGUUCUUGUUGCUGUUGUCAUGCUUUUUGUGGGAAAUAGCAGCUCUCUGAGAUCUUCCCUGCCACGCUUUGGUUUCUGAGUGCACUUCAAAGAACAUUUGCUUUGAAACUAGGCAAACACUGGUGUUUGUCGGGGAAUGCGAGUUACCCUUACAUAUUUAUUAUAUACAUACGUAUAGAAACAAUUCUUUGGUGCCCUUAAAAUUCUUUCCACCUAGUUUUUCGUAUCUAGUCAUGAAUAUUAUUUUCU
This is a messenger RNA of Gastrolobium bilobum, 1654 nucleotides long. RefSeq names its product proton pump-interactor 1-like. The coding region runs from base 57 to 1484 and encodes 475 amino acids. Lineage: Eukaryota; Viridiplantae; Streptophyta; Magnoliopsida; Fabales; Fabaceae. The record is from RefSeq and is a predicted model, not a curated record. The transcript has 6 exons.